UUAAUUCAAUGCCUUCCUUCCUUCCAUCGUCACUUCUUCACCCCAAUUGUUAAAUUAAUUUCAUCUCUGUGUAUAUAUAUAUAUAUAUAUAUGUCAGAAUAUGUGUGUCUGUAACUACAUUGAUACUGAGAUUGAAAUUGAAGUGAUGAUGGGAAGGGAGAAGAAGUUCGUGGUGGAGAUUGAAGAGGCGAAGGAUGGGAAGGGUUCAGUUUACAGAAACGAGAGUGUGAAAGAUGGAUUCAAGCCACUACCUCAGCGCCUUCAGUCCUGCUGGGACAGCUUCUGCGAGUCGGUGGAGAAAUAUCCGGAAAACAGAAUGCUCGGGGAGAGGGAAAUGCUGCCUGGAGGGAAGGCAGGGGAGUACAGAUGGUUAAGUUACAGACAAGUGCAUCAAGUAGUGAUGCAAGUCGGAGCCUCCAUGCUCGCCCAAGGAAUCUCACAAGGUGGUAGAUGCGGGAUCUAUGGUGCCAACUGCCCCCAGUGGAUUAUUACCAUGCAGGCCUGCAAUGCUUUGGGGCUUUACUGUGUGCCAUUAUACGACACUCUUGGCGCUGGUGCAGUCGAAUACAUCAUCUGCCAUGCUGAGAUAUCAAUUGCCUUCGUCGAAUCUAACAAAAUUUCUGAGAUCUUGAAAACAUUUCCCUACACUCAGAAAUACUUGAAAACUAUUGUAAGCUUUGGAGAGUUCACACAAGAUCAGAAGCAGACAGCAGCCAAUUUCGGGUGCAACAUCUAUUCUUGGGAUGACUUUUUGCUUCUGGUUAGUUUAACUGUUUUCUUUAUCGACGAAUUUCAUUUCAUUUCAUUUCUAUCAUCGCUCCCGUUUAUCUACUCUUUCAUCCUGCUGCUACUGCAGGGGAAGAAGAAUAAGCAGUUUGAAUUAGACCUCCCGACAAAGAAGAGGGCAGACAUUUGUACAAUAAUGUAUACGAGUGGAACGACCGGUGAUCCUAAGGGAGUCAUGAUCUCCAACGAAGCCGUUCUCUCCAUCAUAUCCGGAGUCAAUCAUCAUUUGGAAACCAUCGAUGAAGAGUUCAGGGAGAACGACGUAUAUCUGUCCUAUCUCCCUCUAGCCCACAUAUUCGAUCGGGUCAUGGAAGAACUCUUUAUUUCUAAAGGUGCAUCAAUUGGCUUCUGGCAAAAGGAUAUAAAGAAGCUGCUAGACGACAUCAAAGAACUCAAACCAACAGCGCUGUGCGCCGUUCCUCGCGUUCUAGACAGGAUAUAUUCCGGUUUGCUCGAGAAAGUUUCUUCUGCAGGUAUCCUCAGGCACACUCUCUUCAAUGCAGCCUAUUCCUACAAACUGCGCAACAUUAGCAAAGGCUAUAAGCAUAAAGAGGCAGCUCCAACAUUCGACAAACUGAUAUUCAACAAGAUUAACCAAGGUCUAGGAGGAAAUCUACGGCUCAUACUAUCUGGAGCAGCCCCGCUUUCUCCUACUGUCGAGACCUUUCUACGCACUGUGACCUGUGCACAUGUUCUACAAGGAUACGGUUUAACCGAAACCUGUGCAGGAUCAUUCGUUGCACGACCCGAUGAGUUUAGUAUGAUCGGAACAGUGGGUCCUCCACUCCCCAUCGUAGACAUACGACUGGAAUCUGUUCCAGACAUGGGAUACGAUGCACUUUCAAGCACUCCUCGAGGAGAAAUAUGUAUUCGGGGCAAGUGUUUGUUCUCUGGGUACUAUAAACGCGAGGAUCUCACCAAAGAAGUGAUGAUCGACGAAUGGUUCCACACAGGGGACAUUGGGGAAUGGCAGCCAGACGGUAGCAUGAAGAUAAUCGACAGGAAGAAAAACAUUUUCAAACUUUCCCAAGGAGAGUAUGUAUCAGUAGAGAACCUGGAGAGCAUUUAUUCCCUCUGCAGCAGUAUCGACUCGAUAUGGAUCUACGGAAGCAGCUACAAAUCCUAUCUCGUCGCUGUAGUCAAUCCUAAUAUAGAAUCUCUAGAGCACUGGGCAGCUGGAGAAGGCCAAGUUUCGGGAGAUAUCGAUACCAUAUGCAAAAAUCCGAAAGCAAGAGACUACAUCCUCGGAGAACUAACAAAGAUAGGUAAAGAAAAGAAGCUAAAGGGAUUCGAGUUCAUUAAGGCUGUUCAUAUUGACCCUGUACCAUUCGACAUGGAACGCGAUCUUUUGACGCCGACUUACAAGAAGAAAAGGAACAAGUUCUACAACUAUUAUCAGACUGCCGUCGAAGACAUGUACGAGAAAAUACACUGAUCAGCCCUGACGUUCGAUGCAUUCUGUUUCACAGAACAAAAUAUCUAAAUUCAUGCUUUUCAGAAUACAAUCAGAUUUACAAUUCGGUACAGAAUCAUGUAAAGAUGAAUGAACAAAUCUGGACUGCAUCAAUAUUCGAAGUACCGGCAUUUUAUUAUUCGAUUCAAUAGAAGUAGCAUGAUAAGAUCUUGCAUUGAAAGAUGUUACCAUGUGCAAUAUUUAUAGUACAUAAAAUUAGAACUCUAGCAAAAGAGAACUAGCAACUGCUUCGACUACAACAGAUGGAUUAUACUUUCCGAACCCUCUGUCUCGAUCUGUUGUUAACUAGACCAUCGUUAUAUUAUGGCUUACAAGGAUAGUUAUUUUUGCUCGUUAUAACGAUUAUUGUACAUAAACUCAAUCUAGACUAAGUUUUUGGAGACUCGAUGGAGAUGAAAAUACCGUCUCACCUUAGGUCUACGACUUCUCUUCAUCUGACGGAGGUCCUUGCCC
Messenger RNA from Andrographis paniculata, 2713 nucleotides. Its product is annotated as long chain acyl-CoA synthetase 4-like. The record is from RefSeq and is a predicted model, not a curated record. The transcript is spliced from 18 exons. Gene Ontology annotation, cellular component: membrane; endoplasmic reticulum. The coding region runs from base 101 to 2221 and encodes 706 amino acids. Gene Ontology annotation, biological process: fatty acid metabolic process. NCBI's taxonomy places the organism in Eukaryota, Viridiplantae, Streptophyta, Magnoliopsida, Lamiales, Acanthaceae. Gene Ontology annotation, molecular function: long-chain fatty acid-CoA ligase activity.